Molecule: messenger RNA, 1130 nt
Organism: Sorghum bicolor (sorghum)
Lineage: Eukaryota; Viridiplantae; Streptophyta; Magnoliopsida; Poales; Poaceae
Product: adenylate kinase 4
Exons: 6
Coding region: 166-891 (241 amino acids)
Biological process (GO): nucleobase-containing compound metabolic process
Cellular component (GO): mitochondrion; cytoplasm
Molecular function (GO): AMP kinase activity; ATP binding
Source: RefSeq, a predicted model, not a curated record
AAGGACAAAAGGAAACACGUACGCGCCGCUCAAGUACUAUAGACACGAAUCACACCUAAAACCAUUGCGUCGUCGUCGUUCCAGCAGCAGCUCAGAGUUGGAACCCCCACGCACGCAGCAUCGUCGUCGAACUCUUCGUCUCUUCCCGUUGCGGCGGCGGCGGAGAUGGCGGCGAAUCUAGAGGACGUGCCUUCUCUGGAUCUGAUGCACGAACUGCUCCGCCGCAUGAAGUGCAGCUCCAAGCCCGACAAGCAUCUCAUCCUUAUCGGUCCACCUGGCUCUGGAAAGGGUACUCAGUCUCCCCUUAUUAAGGAUGAAUAUUGCCUGUGCCAUUUAGCCACUGGUGAUAUGCUGAGGGCUGCUGUGGCGGCCAAGACACCUCUAGGUAUCAAAGCUAAAGAAGCUAUGGAUAAGGGGGAGCUUGUUUCAGAUGGCUUGGUUGUGGGGCUUAUUGAUGAAGCUAUGAAGAAACCCUCAUGCCAGAAAGGUUUCAUUCUUGAUGGCUUCCCUAGAACUGUCACUCAAGCACAGAAGCUCGAUGAGAUGUUGGCAAAGCAAGGUGCUAAUGUUGACAAGGUCCUGAACUUUGCAAUUGAUGAUGCUAUAUUGGAAGAACGGAUUACUGGUCGUUGGAUCCACCCAGCCAGUGGUAGGACUUACCAUACAAAAUUUGCACCUCCAAAGUCUCCGGGAGUUGAUGAUGUAACUGGAGAGCCAUUGAUUCAAAGGAGAGAUGACACAGCCGAGGUUUUGAAGUCAAGGCUUGAAGCCUUCCACAGACAAACCGAGCCUGUGAUUGACUAUUACUCUAAGAAGGGCUUGGUGGCGAAUCUGCCCGCAGAGAAACCACCAAAGGAAGUGACUGCUGAGGUGCUGAAAGCCCUCUCAUGAUGAAGUGUCCACUCUUUAGGUUAAGCAUGAAAUGUACCAGAAUCCCUUUGUCUGGGUUUCUUCAAAAUUUUACUUGCGCCAACAUCAUGCAGUGUCCUUUUUGUGCGAAUGCACCAUUUUGCCAACGCUUUGACAAGCUCGGGAACUGUCUGAAUAAUCUCUGUUUCGAAUGAGAGAAGCUGUUUUUCAGUACAAUGCUGAGAUGAUUACAGCAAUUCGUCUUCGGCAAAUUUUUCCUU